Messenger RNA from Cuscuta europaea, 884 nucleotides. Lineage: Eukaryota; Viridiplantae; Streptophyta; Magnoliopsida; Solanales; Convolvulaceae. The record is from the annotation of a GenBank genome assembly.
AGAAACAAGCUUGAAGAAAAAAGUAAAAAAACUAUGGCGCAUAUGCUAGGGACACGCCCUCCCACAAGAACGCCGGCCGAUGCUCACCACCGCCGUAACUCCUCAUCGUCUCUGUCCGAGUUUGCUCUUCAUCGUCUCGGUAAAUCGCCGCAGUUUUCGGAAGUCAACAACAUUUGGACUACCCUGCAAAAUAAGCUCAAGUGCAGAUGCAAAUUUUCGUGCCUAUUCAACGGAAACAACAAACAAGAGCAAGCCAGGAAAGCAUUGGAAAAUGCCCUUGGUGGAAAGAGAACUGAUUUUGAGAAUUGGGACAAAGAAAUUAAGAGAAGAGAAGAAGCAAACGGAGGUGGCAAUUCUGGAGGGGGUGGGUGGUUUCGUUGGCUUGGCGGUUCAGAUGGUGACAAUUUCUGGAAAGAAGCACCGCCAGCGUUCUUGACCGCGUUAGUUCUUUUUGCCAUGUAUUUGGUAGCUGUGAAAUGCGAUAUGAUGCUCGCCCUUGUUUUCAAUCCAUUGUUGUUCACAUUUCGAGGAGCAAGGGAUGGGGUCACGUCUGUAAGUUCACAAGUUAUGAAGGGGAUAACCCAAACAACACCCGAAGCCAACUCUGUCACUAGUAAAUAUGAAGAGCCUUCCCAGGCUUCUGCUAAAGACAGUGUAGUUAGCAAAUGGGGCAGUGAUUAAAGGUGAAUCUAGAGGCAAUGAACAACUUUCAUAUUUUGUACUACGUAUCAAUUGCUUCCCCUUUUCCUGUGGAAAUUGUUGAAAAAAGAAGCUUUCUACGAUGUGGUAUAAUCAAUAUUUUUACAUUCCUUAAUACUAUUCACAUCUCUACGAAAUAUUGGUCUUUUCGCCUAUUUGAUAUCGAUAGAAAGCAUUUAGACAAA